CUAUAUCAGAUCGUAUAUAUACAUCCGAGUCUUCCUUCAGUUCAUCUUUGCUCAACAUACCCAAUAUGUACUUUGUAUCAUCAUUGCUCGUCGCCGCUCUGGCAGGUCUGGCGCAGGCGCAAAGUGUCACUCCCUCAGGCUUCACUCCCUCAGCAAGGAGCAAGCUAGACGUCUUCUUCAACUCUACUAUGGUCAUGACACCAGGCCAGGUUCUAUCAAAGGCUGAAACGGCAAGUCAACCGAAAAUCGCAGUAUCGAGUACAAUGGCAAACAUGAGCGCAACCUAUAUGUUCGUUAUGCUCGAUCUCGAUGUCCCACCAGAGGAAGGAAGCACAAAGCGCCGUGUCCUACUUCACGCGAUGAAUACAGGGUUCAAAGCCACACAACAGAAGAUCAGUGGGUCUGCUACCUUGCUUGCAUCGACCGAGAAAGGUCCAGCAGCAUACAUAUCACCAGGCCCGCCCCCAACAGACACCAUCCCGCAUCGCUACGUCCAGCUUCUGUUUCAGCAGCCUGCAGACUUGAGUGUUCAGGCAUCCGAUUUCAAAGACACUUCAGCUCGAAUCAACUUUGACCUCAACGCGUUCAUGACCAAGAACAAAGUCAGUGCUCCAAUAGCAGGCAAUUUCUUCAUGGUCGAUGGCCGGGCCAGUGCAACUGCAAAGGGAACCGCGUCAGCCAGUGGAAGCGGUGGUCUGGCAGGAAGCACCGUUCAACCGUUCACAGGCGCCGCUGAGAAGUUUGGAAUCUCAACUGGUAUGGCCGGUCUGUUUAGUGGACUUGCUCUGCUAGCUAUCUAGCAGAGUGCUUGGGACGAAGAGGCAGCACAAUUAGCCAUAUUGG
Macroventuria anomochaeta is the source of this 843-nucleotide messenger RNA. RefSeq names its product PEBP-like protein. Bases 66 to 800 code for a protein of 244 amino acids. Gene Ontology annotation, molecular function: peptidase inhibitor activity; phospholipid binding. Lineage: Eukaryota; Fungi; Ascomycota; Dothideomycetes; Pleosporales; Didymellaceae. Gene Ontology annotation, biological process: regulation of Ras protein signal transduction; regulation of proteolysis. The record is from RefSeq and is a predicted model, not a curated record. The transcript has 2 exons.